AUGCAAAUACGCAACUUUCUAGAUUUGACAUCAUCUCUUUUAAAACAGAAGUUGACAUAUAGAACUGCAAAUAGCAGUAGGAGAAGAUACAUAUCCAAGGAGAUAGCAAAACUUGGGAGAGGGAACAUCAGUGCUCAGAUCUUUACAUUCAGAGAGCUCUGUGUUGCCACCAAGAACUUUAACCCUGAGAAUCAGCUCGGUGAGGGCGUUAAGCAGCUAGAUAGGAAUGGCUACCAAGGGAACAGAGAGUUCCUUGUUGAAGUCAUGAUGUUAAGUCUCUUACAUCAUCAAAACAGAUAA
Messenger RNA from Eruca vesicaria subsp. sativa (arugula), 300 nucleotides. The record is from the annotation of a GenBank genome assembly. Lineage: Eukaryota; Viridiplantae; Streptophyta; Magnoliopsida; Brassicales; Brassicaceae.